AUGGAGCACCCGGACAAGGUGAUCCCGCUACUCAAGUGGAUCUGGGACCUGUACAACAGAAAUGCUCUUCUGGAAGCGGUGGACAAGAGGCUGCUGACCGAAGGCAGGCAGCUGCUGGACGGUGGCUGCGAGUGGCAGCUGCAGCGCGUGUUGGUGGUCGGGCUGUGGUGUGCGCACCCGGAGCCUAGCGUGCGACCGUCAAUUGUGCAAGCCAUGAACGUCCUGCCAUCCGAGGAUGUGACGCUUCCAGUUCUGUCGCAGCAGGAGUAUAACAGGACUACGUCCGACUUUUCGCGUGGAACCCGCGGUUACCACUCGCCGGGAACGGGAAACAUAUAUGGCGACUACCGCUCGCCGGCGACGGGAAAUAUAUCCAACGACGACGUGUCUUGGGUGCUUAACGGGGGCAGAUGUUGA
Miscanthus lutarioriparius is the source of this 417-nucleotide messenger RNA. The record is from the annotation of a GenBank genome assembly. Lineage: Eukaryota; Viridiplantae; Streptophyta; Magnoliopsida; Poales; Poaceae.